CAGCACCUACUCCACCAUUAUACACGAUGUUUUCCCUCUCCUCCUGAUUACAUCUCUUCGUCUGCCAUUUUCGCGGGAUCAUCACAACAUCCUGUUUGCCAUUACCUAUUCAGUGGAACUACGUCUCGUCUGACGUGUCAUCUCCUUCUGUUUCCUACAAAACCAAAAGCACCGAGUCUUCUGUCAGAGGAAAAUCUUCGAGUAUCUUCUACCUGUACAGCCACAGGAACAGUAGUCCCAUCUCAACCAAUAGAGAUCUCCAGAGGACUCUGGCCGGAUCAUCUUCUCAACGUCCAACAAGCUCAGCAGCUGCGCGAUCUUCCCCGGCAUUUUGAACUCUGUGUGCAAGUAUAUCAUCUUGAUCUGCAUUUACUUCUCCACAACCUCCAGUAUUGUUGA
This is a messenger RNA of Amoebophrya sp. A25, 399 nucleotides long. Lineage: Eukaryota; Dinophyceae; Syndiniales; Amoebophryaceae. The record is from the annotation of a GenBank genome assembly.